Molecule: messenger RNA, 1024 nt
Organism: Salpingoeca rosetta
Lineage: Eukaryota; Choanoflagellata; Craspedida; Salpingoecidae
Exons: 3
Coding region: 1-813 (270 amino acids)
Cellular component (GO): Mis6-Sim4 complex
Source: RefSeq, a predicted model, not a curated record
AUGGAGAGGGCAGGGGAGUUUGUGCAUCAGCAAGUGCAGUUGCUGCACUCGCUGCCAUCGUUUGAGGCGCUCCGGCCCAACAUCGACACCAUGCGCAUGGAUCUGGGAGAGGACGAGGAUGACGCACAGCCCAUGCCCUCCGAACAGUCCAUCAAAAAGGCCAUCAAGAAAGCAAACGACAUGGCACUGCAGAAGAUGCGGAGCGUUCACGGGCAUGUGGGGCGUCGGGAAGCCAUCGAUCAGCUCUCCGGGCUGAUGCGGCCGCAAGGGGACGUUGUCGACGCCACAAACGCGUCAGACUGGCGACAGCUGCCGAUGGAGUGGCCGAACAUGGCCGCUGUCAGCUCACAGGGCGAGGGCGAUGGCUCAUCGACGCAACAGCAGGCCAGCAGCGGCGCGACAGCCGACAGCGUGCAGCAGCGCGACGAAUACCGCCAGCUCCGCCUCAAGGCGCAACGGGAGUAUGAGGAGGUGCAACGCGUGCGCGAGCAGGUUGCGCAGACGGAGCAGCUGCUGGAGGUGGUGGAAGCCGUCGGCAGCGAUCUUGACACGGGCGCUGUCGAUGCCUUGAAGACGGCCGUCAACGGAGCAGACAAGUCGAUACAUGCGCUGCAGUCUGCGCUCGCUGAUCCGGAGAAGCGAACGAAGAUCGCGGCUCGCCUGCGCGCGAACGGCAAUGGUGAUGAUGUCCAUAGUGGUGGUCACAAUGGCGACGGCAGCGGUGAUGGGGUGUUGCCUGAGAAGCGGCCGAAAAUGGACCCAGCAGCCGUCUUGCAGCAGCUGUUGCAAUCGCAGCAGCAGCAGCAGCAGUAGUAGUAGUAGCAAGCAACAUCAGCAGUGACUCGUUGCACGUUGUGUGUGCGUGUGUGUUGUGCGUACGCAAGCGGAGGAAGAAGAUGAUUGUUACGUUACCUGACAUGCACGUACGGUCGUCGUGGUCGUUUGACAGGGGCGUGUCGUUGAAUUCAGCCAUGUGGCAUCGUGUGUGUGUGUGUGUGUGUGUGUGUGUGUGUGUGUGUGUGUG